AGAAGUGUUAUGGAAUUAGAACAUGACCCUUCUCUCUCUAGUGCUUGCAUAUGAAGUACACGGUGAAACAACUAACAACCACAAAUUAAACUAUGAACACAAAAGACCAUGAUUUUGUUUCAGUUUCAACAAGACAAAAUUUAAGAAAACAUGGCAAAGUCAAACAGCAUAAUAAAAAACAAGUAAGAAGAAGGCUUCAUACUACUAGGCCUUAUCAAGAGAAACUUCUAAAUAUGGCUGAGGCUAGAAGAGAAAUUGUUAGUGCCUUGAAAUUUCAUAGAGCAACUAUGAAACAAGCCAAUGAGAAACAAGAAGAAGAAUCACUAGUACUAUCUCAUUCUAACCACUCUUCCCAUCUUCCAAAUUUUGAACAAGAUUUAAGGUUCAAGUCUAAGAGAUAUCCUAGGAUUUAUCCAUCAUGCACAACCAAUUUUUCAUAUUCUUCAUUCUCAUCCCAUCCUUCACUCUCACUUCCAAAUUCUCACUCAUGGCCUCUUUCUUCUUCAUCAUUUUCUCCACCUCUUGUGGUUGCAAAUACCAAUUUUACCCUCCCAAAUCACACAUUGGGAUUAAACCUUAGUUUAGAUGAUGAUUUCAACAAUUUAGAAGCUACCUUUUUACUUCACAACAACAAUAACAACUCUUCAUUGUGCUCUUAUUCAUCUCAAACAUCAUCGUCUCCUCCACUUUCUUUAGCAAAUGAUUGCCAAGUUCCUUCAAAUAGAAUAUCACAAGGAAAAGGAUUUUCUUCAAUGGUGGACACUAUUGAAACAAGUGCUACAACAACUCAAUCAAAUGAAGGGGGAUUCCAUGCAUCCAUGGAUGAUGAAGGUAUGGAAGAAAUGAGAUCAAUAGGAGAACAAUAUCAAAUGGAAUGGAAUGACACAAUGAAUUUUGUCACAUCAACUUUGUGGUUCAAUUUCUUGAAGAAAAUGGAACAUGAUGUAUCACCACAAGUGAAUAAAGAAGAUGAUGCAUGUCAUCAUGUCUUUGAUGAAUUGUUUGAUGUACAAGAGAACUAUUUAGAAGAGUGGUCAGAGGAUUACUUCUUAGAUCUUAAUUUUCCUUGGUAAGUUCAUAACAUAAAUUUUAUGACUUUUGAAAAUGAAAAUUUUGUCAAGUGCUUUUUUUUUGGUACUUCCUCACUUGUCAAAUAAAGUUACAAAGACUAUUAGUGUAACUUUGUUCAAAUCUUCUCCUAACAUAGUCAAAAAUCUUUUUUUUUAAUUACUUCUAUUUUAUUUAGGAUCCUCUCCUAUGUUUAUGUCUAUAAAUUGAAACCACUAAAAUUGUUGUAUGAUGCAAUAUUAGACUUUUAGAUUUUUCUCUUCAAAUUUAAUGAUUUAUGUAGCACAAUGCAACAUGGGUGAAAGAUCUAAGUCUAGAGAAGAUUUACUAAUGUUGGAAAGAUAAGGAAGAAUUUAAAUGAGAAGGGGGCCAAGAAAUAAAUGUUGCAUACAAUCAAGUCCCAUAAACAAUUGCAUAUGCAUUUUUUCCCCUUCUUUUUGGGGUCAUUUGAUGUGAAUGACUAUUCUGACAAAACAGAACUGUAUUGAAUUCAA
Molecule: messenger RNA, 1562 nt
Organism: Cicer arietinum (chickpea)
Lineage: Eukaryota; Viridiplantae; Streptophyta; Magnoliopsida; Fabales; Fabaceae
Source: RefSeq, a predicted model, not a curated record